Penicillium antarcticum is the source of this 768-nucleotide messenger RNA. It is a transcript of the gene med8, whose product is annotated as RNA polymerase II mediator complex subunit MED8. The transcript has 2 exons. The coding region runs from base 1 to 768 and encodes 255 amino acids. Gene Ontology annotation, cellular component: core mediator complex; mediator complex. Gene Ontology annotation, molecular function: transcription coregulator activity; RNA polymerase II cis-regulatory region sequence-specific DNA binding. The record is from RefSeq and is a predicted model, not a curated record. Lineage: Eukaryota; Fungi; Ascomycota; Eurotiomycetes; Eurotiales; Aspergillaceae. Gene Ontology annotation, biological process: regulation of transcription by RNA polymerase II.
AUGUCUAAACCUACUCAAGAGCAAAUCAAAAUCCUCGAGCAAUCGCGCCAGCGACUGGUGCAGCUCACCCGCUCACUGGGCUCACUAAUCUCAAGUCUACACUCAAGUGACCCUCUCCCGCCGUGGUCCUCCCUCCAGUCCCAAGCAAGCAUCAUCUCCAACAAUCUCCUUAGCGUCUCCGAACAACUCUCCGAGCAACGAGACCUCUUCACCUCACUAGUUGCCUACCCAAGCCCCGAAUACCCAGGCCGAACCCAAGCCCCAACCCUCGAACAACUUCUCCGCACAAAACUCGACCCCCGCGUCGAAGACUGGGUCGCGCGCGGCCGCGCCGCAGGCUCAGACAACGGCCCGUCACAAAGUACCAUCCCGUCCCCGUCGCGGCUCGUCGAGGCCGAAAGCGCCGAUCAUAAACUGAGCGAGGCGGAGCUCGCGCAGCUAUGGGAGUGGGCACCGCUUGAGGCGAACCAGGAGGCUAGACGGAGGAAUUGGGGUGGGAAUUAUACACUUGAGGAGAGGGAAAUGGGGAUUGAGAAUGUUGUUACUGGGUUGAAGAGGCAGCUGGAGGAUGAUCUGGGGUCGGAUGAGGAGAGUGAAGAGGAGGAUGAGGAUGAUGGGAAGGAGGAGAUGGAUAUUGUUGGGGUUCAUCGGAAGUCUGUUGGUGGAGGGCUUGAGUUUGAUAUCGCUGUUCGGCACCCGCACCCUGUUAAGCCAUUUGUGCCGCUGGAUGAUAUCUUGAAGUAUAUGACUACUGGGCGCUUGCAGUAG